Messenger RNA from Cucumis melo (muskmelon), 2030 nucleotides. RefSeq names its product AP2-like ethylene-responsive transcription factor AIL1. The coding region runs from base 144 to 1739 and encodes 531 amino acids. The transcript is spliced from 9 exons. NCBI's taxonomy places the organism in Eukaryota, Viridiplantae, Streptophyta, Magnoliopsida, Cucurbitales, Cucurbitaceae. Gene Ontology annotation, molecular function: DNA-binding transcription factor activity; DNA binding. Gene Ontology annotation, biological process: regulation of DNA-templated transcription. The record is from RefSeq and is a predicted model, not a curated record.
AAUAAAUAGAUAUAUACCAAUGUCCCCUUCCCAUUAUCACGAUUUUUCAUGUCUUCCUCCUUCCUUCUUUCCAACUCCAACCCACACCCUUCUCUACCAUUUAAAACCCCUUCUCACAAUUAUUAUUAAUAUUAAUAUUUAUUAUGAGUAAUUGGUUGGGUUUCUCUCUUACUCCUCAUCUCAGAAUCCAUGAUUCCUCCACCCCUUCCGCCGAUGAACAACCCAACACCGCCGCCUUCCCCCAUCUCAUGCCUCUUCGCUCCGAUGGAACUCUUUGUAUCUCCGCUCCCCACGAUUGGAGAUCGUAUGAAAAUGAAGAGGGAAGUCCAAAACUUGAGGACUUCUUGGGGAAUUGCUAUUCAAACUCACCGCCAAAUGAUCAAACCCAUAGUAACAACGGCGCCGGCUUUAUUCAACCCAACAAUAAUAGUAAUAAUAAUGAGGAUGAUGAUAAUUACAAUUACCAAGCCCAUCAAUCUCUAACGCCUAACAAUACGAAUGCAAUUGACAAGUCUUGGUUGGGAGCUACUUCACAAAAUGAGUGCGGGUCGUUUCAAUCUCUUUCUUUGGGUAUGAGCCCAGCCAACUCUCAAAACGACAUAGCUUCAUUGACUUCACCUCCGUCGCCAUCGCCGCCCCAUAUGGCUGCUGAUUCCCGGAAACGGCCUAUGACUGUAGCCAAGGCUUUUAUUAAAGAACCCGUACCAAGAAAGUCCAUUGAUACUUUCGGACAAAGAACCUCCCAGUAUCGCGGUGUCACAAGGCAUAGAUGGACAGGAAGGUAUGAGGCACAUUUAUGGGAUAACAGCUGUAGAAAAGAGGGACAAACAAGGAAGGGAAGGCAAGUUUAUCUUGGGGGUUAUGAUAAAGAAGAGAAAGCAGCGCGAGCUUAUGAUCUAGCUGCACUAAAAUAUUGGGGAUCAACAACACAUAUAAAUUUUCCUCUGAGCACUUACGAAAGCGAGCUGGAAGAAAUGAAGAACAUGACCAGACAAGAGUUCGUAGCCAAUUUGAGAAGGAAAAGUAGUGGAUUCUCAAGAGGAGCCUCAAUGUACAGAGGAGUUACAAGACAUCAUCAACAUGGAAGGUGGCAAGCUAGAAUAGGAAGAGUAGCGGGAAAUAAAGAUCUGUAUCUUGGGACAUUUAGUACACAAGAGGAGGCGGCGGAGGCCUACGACAUUGCAGCAAUCAAGUUUAGGGGGACGAGUGCUGUGACAAAUUUCGACAUUAGUAGGUAUGACGUAAAGAGGAUUUGCUCUAGUUCGACUUUGAUUGCUGGGGACCUUGCGAAACGAUCACCAUUAAAGGACGGUGUUCCCUCAACAACUGAAGACUAUACCACUUGUGCUUCUCCAUCAUCGUCCUCACAGCCUCUCAUGGCCAUUACGGAUGGCAGUGCUGAGAGUCACCACGAGUUGGCUGACAUGGUUUGGUGUGACAACGCUGUUGCAGAUGAUAGUAAUCAACACCAUGAGAAUGUAGCAAAGAUGGACAACGAUUUGAGUUUGAUGGGUUCGAGCAAUAGAACGAUAGAUGCAUCAACGAAGUGCUCCCCAGUGCGAAACAAUGAGGAGUUUGCUGGGAUUGGGGUUGGGGUCGGUGUGGGGGGAGGAGAUCAGUAUCCGCAAGGAUAUUUUUCAAUGCAAGAAGAAAAGUAUGAAGAGGGGGAUCAAAAUAGGCAAAUGAAUGUAACGUUGGGUCAUCAUCAUGCUCCAAUGUUUGCUCUAUGGAAUCAAUGAGCUUAGGGGGGGGAAUUAGGGAAGGGAAACUGUCUUUUAUCUUGAUUGUACUUUUUUGGUAUUAGUUACUAUGGGAUUUUCCUUUCUUUCUUUUUUUUUUUUUUUUUCUUUAGGUUAGAAAGGUGAUGGAAGUUAAAAGUUAAGAUAGUAAUUAGUAGGGUUAGGAUGAGGUAGGAAUAGAAUUUAGUUGGCAAUAGUUUUUAAGAGGUUAGAAAAUGUUGGAUUUUGAUUUUGUUUCUCUUUUCCAACAUUUGUGGCAAUGCCAAGUAUAAAAUUAAGGAACUUAUAUUA